CUUGUUAAUGUCUACCCACCUGGGAAAUGGGUUGUACAAGUAUUCAAUGUUAACAUUGCCCAUCUGUUCGGCCUGACUUCGGAGCUUGUCCCCAAGUUAACUGAGUAUAGUGUGGGUUAUUUGUUGCUCUUCGGAUGCCAUGGCGUGAGUGAGCAUUUCUGCAAAAUUCUCCUCCACUUUUCCUAGAAUAAAAUUAUUGGCUCGGAGUCCCCUUCCCAGCUCCAGGGUAAUGCACCAACCAUCUUGCGCAGCCCACGCCUAUCGACGUACUUGUACUUGAUAGAACGCGCGGGAAGCUUGCCACUCCUUAUCAACCACUAGACAUAUCGGUGUCUGCCUUAAUAACUGUUUUGGGCAAUAGGGUCCCUUGAAUUAUAAUAAAUCUUGAGUCUUAAGCAUGGGCAAGCGCAAGAAGUCAAGCCGUCAACCCCAGGGACCCAAGAAGAGAGAACCCCUUGCGACAACGUUUGCUUGCCUAUUUUGCAACCACGAGAAUUCGAUCGUGGUGAAACUAGAUAAGAAGCUUGGGCUAGGACACUUGUCUUGCAAGGUGUGCGGACAAAGAUUCCAAACAGGCAUCAACUAUCUUUCUGCGGCUGUUGAUGUAUACUCAGACUGGGUUGAUGCCUGCGAUGCAGUUGCCAAAGAUACUGCGAACAAGUACCAAGAAAAUGAUGCACAAGCCACACGUUCCUACGGCCAUCCCGCUUCUCCCGGAGAUAAUAAUACAGAACAACUUGGUCAAUUUUCAGAAAGUUAUUGAAGAUACAGCGGGGAAGAUAAACGCUGUGCAAAUGGAGGCAUUGCGAUUUUUAGUGAUUAUUACUCCUUUGCCUACAGGGUUCACUCUACUAUAAGUGCGUAUGCCAUGCAGUCUGUUGGCGAAUGUUCCACAGACGGCAAUUGCCAAAAAGAUACUGGGAAAUUUAUUGUUAUUUAGGCGUUGGCUGGGGAGAGGUAUUUGUCCUUCUGGUCGCUAUAUUUUUUAUAGGGUAUAGUAUCGGUCACCGAAAUCACCAAGGCCCGGAAUAAUAUAU
Messenger RNA from Aspergillus ochraceoroseus IBT 24754, 1037 nucleotides. RefSeq names its product transcription elongation factor 1 family protein. The transcript is spliced from 5 exons. The record is from RefSeq and is a predicted model, not a curated record. Gene Ontology annotation, molecular function: RNA polymerase II complex binding. The coding region runs from base 398 to 763 and encodes 121 amino acids. Gene Ontology annotation, cellular component: transcription elongation factor complex. Gene Ontology annotation, biological process: transcription elongation by RNA polymerase II. Lineage: Eukaryota; Fungi; Ascomycota; Eurotiomycetes; Eurotiales; Aspergillaceae.